This is a messenger RNA of Baudoinia panamericana UAMH 10762, 1851 nucleotides long. RefSeq lists its product as uncharacterized. Gene Ontology annotation, biological process: cell division. The transcript has 2 exons. The coding region runs from base 1 to 1851 and encodes 616 amino acids. NCBI's taxonomy places the organism in Eukaryota, Fungi, Ascomycota, Dothideomycetes, Mycosphaerellales, Teratosphaeriaceae. Gene Ontology annotation, molecular function: protein binding. The record is from RefSeq and is a predicted model, not a curated record.
AUGGAGGCCUUCUUGAGAAGUUGGGUACAAUCCGCAGUAAACAAGCAUCAACACGGCUCUGCCAUCUUCCUCGCAGAGAAGCUGUUCUGCUUGACAAACUCUCCCGAGGAUGCUCUUGUCCUCGCAAGACUGGAAUUCGAAGCCGGCAACUACACCCGCGCUCUCGCUCUUGUUUCAAACCCCAGCUUGCUACAGCGACAGCCCGCAGCGCGAUACCUCGCCGCGCACUGUUACAUCAAGCAGAACAGGUGCGAGGAUGCACUCGCGAUCCUGGGCGAGAAGAGUCCGGCCCACCUUCUUACGACGGCAGAUUCCUCGCGGCGAAAGUUGCAAGCGGUAACGAAUGGCUUGCAAAGUAAGCAGGGUGGCAAGGCCAAGCUUCCCAGCAGGAUAGAGCGGGCAGAUCGGAGCGAAGAGCGUGACCUCGAAGACCGUAGCAGCAUAGAGUGUGAAGCCGGGAUGUGCUAUCUUCGUGGCCUAUGCUUCGCCAAGCAGAAUGCGUUUGAGCGAGCCAAGGAGUGUUAUAAAGAUGCAGUGCGGAUCGAUGUGCAGUGCUUCGAGGCAUUUGACCAGCUUAUGAAGAACUCGCUAAUGAGUCCUGGCGAAGAGUGGGCGUUCCUGGAGAGUCUUAACUUCGACAACAUACGAGCAACCUCACCGGAACAGAGCGGUGACGCAGAGGAAGCAUCGGCAUUUGCGCGGAAUCUCUACAUCACUAGACUGUCGAAGUAUGCGCGCCUCGACGAAUUUAACACGGCGAUCGAAACGCUAUCUACGCACUAUCACCUGGCCUCGAACCCGGAUAUCUUGCUCGCCAAAGCGGAUAUGCUGUUCACCUCAUCCUGUUUCGAGGCUGCGCUCGCCCUUACGUCCUCCAUCUUGGAUAAUGAUCCCUACAACUUUGCCUGCCUACCCUUACAUAUCGCGCUCUUAUACCAGCUCAACCACACAAACGCUCUUUUCGCCCUCUCGCAUGACCUUGCAGAUACGCAUUCGAACGAGCCUUGCACAUGGCUUGCGGUUGGGACAUACUAUCUCAACACAAAUCGCAUCCCAGAAGCACGGUCUUACUUCUCCAAAGCGUCGCUUAUGGACCCCCAUUUCGGACCAGCCUGGAUAGGGUUCGCACAUACGUUCGCCGCAGAAGGCGAGGGUGAUCAAGCCAUUGCUGCGUACAGCACGGCCGCUAGACUAUUCCAGGGCACGCACUUACCGCAACUGUUCUUGGGCAUGCAAGAGAUCGCUCUGGACAAUUUGGCCAUAGCUCGAGAAUAUCUAACGUCGGCCUACCAGCUAUGUAGGACGGACCCUCUCCUUAUGAACGAGUUCGGAGUAUGCUCCUACAAAGAAGGCGAUAAUGACGGCGCGAUACGGCAAUUCGACCUGGCGCUCAGCCUAGCGGAGGAGAGCCAGGCGCCCGCACAUCAGUACCGUGAAACGAGGUUGAACUUGGCGCAUGCCCUGCGGCGAGCCGGACGACUGCAAGAAGCGCUCGAGCAGUUCGAGGAGGUUAUCCGGCUGGGUCUGCGGGAUUGUGGCGUCUUCGCUUCGAAAGGCUUGGUGCUGUUGGAGCUGGAACAGCCAUUCGAGGCCACUGUCGCUCUCCAUGAGGGGCUUGCAAUGUCUCCGCAGGAUCCGCUGGCAAGCGAUCUGUUGAGCAAGGCAUUAGCCCUGCUUGAAGGUGGGGGUGUGUUGGGUGGCGCCGACGAAGAUGCCAUUGAUGCUAGCCUGAAGAGCAAACUGGUCGAAGCGAAGAUGACGCGGAAGGUGGGUGGUCGUAGAAGACGCGCGAAUCAGCAGGAUGACCACAUGGACUUGGAUGGCUUGUCGGAUGUCAAGCGGCCGCCAUGA